AUGUCAGUGAUGGCUAGCAGGCCGUCUGCAGCCUUCCGGGCUCUGGCCAGCGCAGCACGCAGCGGCCCCGCCCACGGAGGAGGUGUUUGGCAAGCGGGCGGCGUGCUGCCGUGCGCAAGGCGCGCCCUGCACACAACGCCGCGGGCCGCGGCGGUCGACGAGGCCCCAAAUGCUGCUGCCGCCGCAGCGGACGCCGCACCUGCCGCACCCCGCGUGUGCAUUGUGGGCGGAGGGUUUGGCGGCCUUUACACUGCCGUCAAGCUCGAGACGCUGAUAUGGCCCAAGGGCAAGAAGCCGCGGGUCACGCUCAUCGACCAGGGGGAGCGCUUUGUGUUUAAGCCGCUGCUGUAUGAGCUGCUGAACGGCACGGCCCAGCCCUGGGAGGUUGCACCCACCUUCACGCAGCUGCUCGCCCCCUACCCCGUGCAGUUCAUACAGGCGAGCACGCGCUUUGCCAAGGUCGCCGGCGUCGAGACAGACGGCCCCCUCGCCGACGGCGGCAGCGCGUCCGGCGGCCGCGUGCUGCUCGAGGGCGGCGCCGCCGUCGAGUAUGACUGGCUCGUGGUGGCCCUGGGCGCAGAGACCGACCCUAAAGGCGUCCCCGGCGCCAAGGAGCUCGCGCGGCCCUUUGCGACGCUGGAGGACGCCACGUUUGUCGGCGAGCGGCUCGCCGAGCUUGAGACCGCUGCCGCGGCCGGCGGCGUCGGCGGCGCCGCGGGCGGCGCUGCGCCACGGUCGCCGGUGGUGGCGGUCGUCGGGGCGGGGUACGCGGGCGUCGAGCUGGCCUCUGUGAUCGGGGAGCGCGUGCAGGGGCGCGGCGUCGCGGUCAAGAUGGUGACGCCGGGUGACGUCAUCCUGGCGGGCUCGCCGGAGGGGCAGCGCGAGGCGGCGCGCAAGGUCCUGGAUGACCUGGGUGUUGAGGUCGUCACAGGGGCCAUGGUGGGCAGCUUGAGCCGCGCGGACGACGGCGGGAGCGGCGUCGACGGCGGCGGCGGCGGCGCCGGCGCGGGCGCGGACUCGGGGCGGGGGAGGUGCGUUUUGAACUUGGAGGGUGGCGGCGGCGGCGGGUGGCAGUUGGAGGCGGACCUGGUGAUCUGGACCGCGGGGUCGUCGCCCGCAUCUAAGUUUGUGAAGGUGCGGGGCGCGCGCAAUCUGGCCGCGGGCGCGGGCACGGGCGGGGGCGCCAACGCGUGGGGGCCGUCCCUCUCGCUCCCCUUCCCCUCAUCACCCACCGGCGCCAUCGAGACCGACCCGACGCUCCGCGUCCGCAAGCACGCGCGCGCGUUCGCGCUCGGCGACGUCUCUUUCACCAGCGCGAGCGCGGCCGCGGCGGCGGAGGGCGACGAGCAGCAGCAACAGCAGCAGCAGCAGCAGCAGCAGGCGGCGGCGGCGUACCCCAACACGGCGCAGGUCGCGUUCCAGCAGGCGGACUACGCGGCCUGGAACGUCUGGGCGGCGAUCAACGGGCGGCCGCUGCUGCCCUUCAGGUACCAGCACCUGGGCAGCAUGAUGUCACUGGGCGCGGCCAACGCGGCCGUGGCGCUGCCCGUUGAGCUUCCAGAGGCGGUCGCGGCCACCCUGAAGGGCAGCCCGCUGGAGAGCCUGCUGGGCCUGGCCGGCGUGCGGGCGGGCGCGCGGGGCGGAGUGACGCUGGACGGGCCGCUGGCGCAGCUGCUGAGGCGGGCGGCGUACCUGUACCGGCAGCCGACCAAUGAGCAGCGGCUUAGCGUGGCGGCAAGCUGGGUGCAGCAGGCGGCUGAUGUGGCGGCGCGGCUGGCGCAGCAGCUGGCUGACCAGCAGCAGGGGCCGGCGGGCGUGGGUAGCAGCAGUGACGCGCGCCGAUGA
Monoraphidium neglectum is the source of this 1845-nucleotide messenger RNA. RefSeq names its product NADH dehydrogenase. Gene Ontology annotation, cellular component: chloroplast. The coding region runs from base 1 to 1845 and encodes 614 amino acids. Gene Ontology annotation, biological process: aerobic electron transport chain; phylloquinone biosynthetic process. Gene Ontology annotation, molecular function: NAD(P)H dehydrogenase (quinone) activity. The record is from RefSeq and is a predicted model, not a curated record. NCBI's taxonomy places the organism in Eukaryota, Viridiplantae, Chlorophyta, Chlorophyceae, Sphaeropleales, Selenastraceae. The transcript has 7 exons.